Molecule: messenger RNA, 7202 nt
Organism: Coregonus sp. 'balchen'
Lineage: Eukaryota; Metazoa; Chordata; Actinopteri; Salmoniformes; Salmonidae
Source: the annotation of a GenBank genome assembly
GUUCAAGUGACGUUCUACAAAGUAACUGAUUGUAUACACCCCUUUUCCCAAGUACAGCAGCCGCUUUUCGCCCACUGUGUAGUCUGUGAUGUAAAAUGGCGCUGAGUUCUCAAGGAACAAAGAAAAAAGUUUGCUACUAUUAUGAUGGUAAGUACUAAUUUGGCUAUACAUUGAGUUAUUGUACAAUGUGCCUUUUUAAAGUGGUGCAAAUUGUCCGAUUUGUGGUCAGAUUAGCUAGCUAACGUUUGCUAGCUAGCUUCGAUGUGCAAACAUUCAGCAUCCCUAGCUAGCUAGCUUGUGAAAGAGCGAGGCAUUUCCACAUUAUGUACGUUGAUCUUUGAGAGAAUUUACACUAAUGCCAAAGAUUAUUUUCCAUUGUGUAAUAACGUCAAGUUACUUGUCCACAAUUACACAUUGGCAGGACCGAUUAGUUAGCUAACUAAUUAGCUUAUGCAAGCAUUGGAAUCCACAAAAGCACUAAGCUAGCGCUACAUUAGCUAGCUAUACUAGCAAGCUAACAACGUUAGAUACUACUAGCUAACCUAUUUCACUUCCUGGAUGUAAUAAGCUUGCGAUUUAUAGUGAUUCUCUAAAAAAACGCAUCCAGUUUCGUUGCAUUGGCCAGAUUGCUUGCAUAUCAGAAUUGUUACAAUUAAAGUGAUACUUCGGGAUUUUGGAAAUCGAUAAAGGGCCUCAUUUCCAAAAUCGGUCAUGGCUAGAAGGGAUCAAACUUUUGUCAGAAUUGACUUUUCGUAGCAGGUUUAGGAGAAUUUGGCAGCAGGUUUGGAGAAUACACGUGGCAGGUUACGAUAAUAAGGUUAGGAAACGAGUUAGGAUUGGCUAAAAUGGAAAAAAUAUAUCAACAUUUGAAUACAUUUGACAAGUUGGAUCCCAUCUAGAUAUGACCGCCAAAAUCCCUGGUAGUAUCCCUUCAAUCCCUUUAAUCAAUGGAAAAAGUUGUUUGUUACUGCAAAUCACUUUUUUUUGUCGCGUACACAGUUUAGCAGGUGUUAUGGCGGGUGCAGCGAAAUGCUUAUGUUUAUCAAUCAAUACAGUACAUGUAAAACAAGUACACAAUAAUAUAUAUAUAUAUAUAUAUAUAUAUAUAUAUAUAUAUAUAUAUAUAGUAAUACAAUUAAGUACAGCAGUAGAUAAAGGCUAUGCUGUACUGAGCAAUUAGCUAAAAUGAUGCAUUCAGUGGACGUCUGCUGAUGUCCACUUUCUUCCUUCAAAGGUGAUGUUGGGAAUUACUACUAUGGCCAGGGGCACCCCAUGAAGCCACACCGUAUCCGCAUGACACACAACCUCUUGCUGAACUAUGGUCUCUACAGAAAGAUGGAGAUAUACGUAUGUUGAAAAUCCUGGAACUAUUCAUAAGAGCAGCAGAAAGCCUGCAAACUCAAUAGUUCUGAAUUGAACAGUUAAUACUUAGAUAGUAAGGUCUCAGUAACUGAUCUUCUCCAUGUCUGUCUCUCAGCGACCUCACAAAGCCAAUGGAGAGGAGAUGACCAAGUACCACAGUGACGACUACAUCAAGUUCCUGCGUUCCAUCAGGCCUGACAACAUGUCAGAGUACAGCAAACAGAUGCAGAGAUGUGAGUUUUAGGCAGAGAGGAUGUCAUGUCUCAAUAUACCUAUACAUUUGAGCAGUAGCCCAUGAAACGUCAGAAAUAAAUAUUUUGAAAAGCCUCUAGGCCAACUGUUUUUUCUGCUUUUAUGAAACUAACACAUUUUCUGCAAUUCUCACACAGUUAAUGUUGGUGAGGAUUGCCCUGUGUUUGAUGGCCUGUUUGAGUUCUGCCAGCUCUCAACAGGAGGCUCUGUUGGUAAGUUUAUAUACAGUUGUAGGUCUACCCUGUUGGAUGAGACACAUUGUGCUUGGAUAGUUGGAAUAUUUUCCUGGCUUACUUGGCCUCUUCUGUGGCUGUCCAUUACAGGAAUGUAGCCAUAGUUUCAUGCUCUCUGAUUGAUGGAUUCUCUGAUUGGCUUCUCUUCCCCUGUGUUUUAGCUGGAGCUGUGAAGCUGAACAAACAGCAGACCGACAUUGCCAUUAACUGGGCUGGAGGUCUUCAUCACGCCAAGAAGUCUGAGGCGUCAGGUUUCUGCUAUGUGAAUGACAUUGUGCUCGCCAUUUUGGAGUUAUUGAAGUGAGUACAACAGCUCCACUGCAGUUAUUCAAUUUUGUGAAAUGUAGGGAAUGGUGUAGCCUAAUAUGGAUAACAAUAGUAACUUCACAUUGGGACACCAUAGGUAUGCCAUAUUUAGGAGAUUUGAUGGUCAAUCUUCUCUCCCCCAGAUACCACCAGAGAGUUCUGUACAUAGACAUUGAUAUCCACCAUGGAGAUGGAGUGGAGGAGGCAUUCUACACCACAGACAGGGUCAUGACAGUGUCCUUCCACAAGUACGGAGAGUACUUCCCCGGCACUGGAGACCUGAGGGUGAGUCUGAUAUCAUCAGGGGAUGAGGAUUGGUGGCAUUGUUUAUUAAAGGCUGUCCAAAGGGUACAUUUAAUUCAUACUUAGAAAACUUAAUGGACUGGGGAUUUGAGUUUCAUAAGUGCUUUGUUGGUCAACUUUGCAGAGUUUGUGUCCACAUUUGUAGUCGACUGACUCUGUGUUAUUUCUCCUCAAGGAUAUUGGCGCAGGGAAGGGCAAGUACUAUGCUGUGAAUUACCCUCUGAGAGAUGGGAUAGACGACGAGUCUUACGAAGCCAUAUUCAAACCUGUAAGUCUACUAACUUCUUGUCUUGGCUGUAACUCAAACAUACCCAAGUGUAGCCCCAUUCUAGUUUCCAUGUAGCCAACCAAGCUCUCCAAGCCUCUCUUGAGGCCCCGUGUAGCUCAGUUGGUAGAGCAUGGCGCUUGCAAUGCCAGGGUUGUGGGUUCGAUUCCCACGGGGGGCCAGUAUGAAAAUGUAUGAACUCACUAACUGGUAAGUCGCUCUGGAUAAGAGCGUCUGCUACAUGACUAAAAUCGAAUUAUCUGUCCUGGUACCCCAAUGGUUGAACCAGCUUCCCCCUGAAGCUAGGACAACAGAGUCCCUGCCCAUCUUCCAGAAGUACCUGAAACCCUACCUCUUCAAAUAAUAUCUUAAAUAACCCCCCCCCCCCCCCCCCACAUAAAAAAUAAUAAUAUAUAUCCUGAACCAACACUUGCCCCCUUCUAGCUCUGACUUGACUGAUAGGUACUUUGAGGAAAAGUGUACUUACUAUGCCUGUGAUAUGUGGUUGUCCCACCUAGCUAUCUUAAGAUUAAUGUACUAACUGUAGGUCGCUCUGAAUAAGAGCAUCUGCUAAAUGACUCAAAUGUAAAUCUUAUUUAUAUCUGCGUCUGUGUGUGUAGAUCAUGACUAAAGUGAUGGAGAUGUACCAGCCUAGUGCAGUGGUUCUUCAGUGUGGUGCUGACUCUCUCUCAGGAGACAGGCUUGGCUGCUUUAACCUCACCAUCAAAGGCCAUGCUAAGUGUGUGGAGUACAUGAAGAGCUUCAACCUUCCCAUGCUGAUGCUGGGUGGUGGAGGCUAUACCAUCCGGAACGUGGCCCGCUGCUGGACCUAUGAGACAGCUGUGGCUCUGGACAGCUCCAUACCAAACGGUGAGCUCUCCUGCUGCAAGCUAUACAAAUAAAUAGUCGCACACUCUAUAUAUCAACUCCCAGUAAUUUAUUGGCCCUGAAGAAGGCACAGUGUUGGUGUUUUACCCAAUACAUUACUGGGAGUUUAUAUUAGUGUGAGACUCUUUAAUUAUUUUUUAUAGCUUACAGUUUAUUCGCUGUUAGUCAGCACCUCUACACUAAAUAAUUUUCUAUGGGUGUGUGCCAGCUCAUGCUUUUUAUUAGAGCCAUUCUGCUGCACCGUUCAUUUACAGUGGGGGAAAAAAGUAUUUAGUCAGCCACCAAUUGUGCAAGUUCUCCCACUUAAAAAGAUGAGAGGCCUGUAAUUUUCAUCAUAGGUACACGUCAACUAUGACAAAUUGAGAGAGAAAAAUCCAGAAAAUCACAUUGUAGGAUUUUUAAUGAAUUUAUUUGCAAAUUAUGGUGGAAAAUAAGUAUUUGGUCACCUACAAACAAGCAAGAUUUCUGGCUCUCACAGACCUGUAACUUCUUCUUUAAGAGGCUCCUCUGUCCUCCACUCGUUACCUGUAUUAAUGGCACCUGUUUGAACUUGUUAUCAGUAUAAAAGACACCUGUCCACAACCUCAAACAGUCACACUCCAAACUCCACUAUGGCCAAGACCAAAGAGCUGUCAAAGGACACCAGAAACAAAAUUGUAGACCUGCACCAGGCUGGGAAGACUGAAUCUGCAAUAGGUAAGCAGCUUGGUUUGAAGAAAUCAACUGUGGGAGCAAUUAUUAGGAAAUGGAAGACAUACAAGACCACUGAUAAUCUCCCUCGAUCUGGGGCUCCACGCAAGAUCUCACCCCGCGGGGUCAAAAUGAUCACAAGAACGGUGAGCAAAAAUCCCAGAACCACACGGGGGGACCUAGUGAAUGACCUGCAGAGAGCUGGGACCAAAGUAACAAAGCCUACCAUCAGUAACACACUACGCCGCCAGGGACUCAAAUCCUGCAGUGCAAGACGUGUCCCCCUGCUUAAGCCAGUACAUGUCCAGGCCCGUCUGAAGUUUGCUAGAGUGCAUUUGGAUGAUCCAGAAGAGGAUUGGGAGAAUGUCAUAUGGUCAGAUGAAACCAAAAUAUAACUUUUUGGUAAAAACUCAACUCGUCGUGUUUGGAGGACAAAGAAUGCUGAGUUGCAUCCAAAGAACACCAUAUCUACUGUGAAGCAUGGGGGUGGAAACAUCAUGCUUUGGGGCUGUUUUUCUGCAAAGGGACCAGGACGACAGAUCCGUGUAAAGGAAAGAAUGAAUGAGGCCAUGUAUCGUGAGAUUUUGAGUGAAAACCUCCUUCCAUCAGCAAGGGCAUUGAAGAUGAAACGUGGCUGGGUCUUUCAGCAUGACAAUGAUCCCAAACACACCGCCCGGGCAACGAAGGAGUGGCUUCGUAAGAAGCAUUUCAAGAUCCUGGAGUGGCCUAGCCAGUCUCCAGAUCUCAACCCCAUAGAAAAUCUUUGGAGGGAGUUGAAAGUCCGUGUUGCCCAGCGACAGCCCCAAAACAUCACUGCUCUAGAGGAGAUCUGCAUGGAGGAAUGGCCCAAAAUACCAGCAACAGUGUGUGAAAACCUUGUGAAGACUUACAGAAAACGUUUGACCUGUGUCAUUGCCAACAAAGGGUAUAUAACAAAGUAUUGAGAAACUUUUGUUAUUGACCAAAUACUUAUUUUCCACCAUAAUUUGCAAAUAAAUUCAUUAAAAAUCCUACAAGGUGAUUUUCUGUAUUUUUUUCUCUCAAUUUGUCUGUCAUAGUUGACCUGUACCUAUGAUGACAAUUACAGGCCUCUCUCAUCUUUUUAAGUGGGAGAACUUGCACAAUUGGUGGCUGACUAAAUACUUUUUCACCCCACUGUAUAGUGUGUACUUUUAUUUUCUAGUGUGAUUUAUGUUUACAGUAGUAUUUGACAGGUCAGAGAGGGGCACAAGUGUUUUAGGAUAGGUUCCACUACAGUAGACAUAUGUCACUGUGUUGAUAACAUUAAUAUUUAUCCGCAGAGCUUCCAUACAAUGAUUACUUUGAGUACUUUGGGCCAGACUUCAAACUGCACAUCAGCCCCUCCAACAUGACCAACCAGAACACCAACGACUACCUGGAGAAGAUCAAGUAGGUCCUUGACCACACUACUUUUUACUGUGCUCUUUAUUCCUACUGUACAUCAUUAGGGAACAAAAAUAUUGUUCUAUCAUACUAUAUUAGUCAUAAUUAAGUAAUGUCUUUAGAUUUGGGUCAUACACAGUAACUGUUAUAUAAGCUAGUUAUUGAUGAGGUAAUUUCAAGUACAACAGGUCAUAUUAUGGCACUUAUGUUACACAUAUCAUGCUUGACCUUGAGACCAUGUUUAUCCAUGAUGGUGUGUAUUUUUGCCACUAUUACAGUUGAAGUGAUGUCAUGUAGGUUAAUGCAUCUCACCUGUAUGUGUCCAUUCAGGCAGCGUCUGUUUGAGAACCUUCGAAUGCUGCCCCACGCCCCGGGGGUCCAGAUGCAGGCCAUCCCAGAAGACGCCGUGCAGGAGGACAGUGGAGACGAGGAGGAGGAGGAAGACCCUAACAAACGCAUCUCCAGUAAGUCCCCUAUCCAAAUGUUUAGACCUGACUGACGACGCAAAAAAAAUAUUUUCACAUAAGUGCAGUGAAAUGUUGUUUUACAGGGUCAGCCAUAGUAGUACGGCACCCCUGGAGCAAAUUAUGGUUAAGGGCCUUGCUCAAGGACCCAGUCUGAUUUUAUUUCACCUUGUCGGCUCGGGUAUUCAAACCAGCAACCUUUCGCUUACUGGUCCAACGCUCUUAUCUAGGGUACCUGCCGCCCUACAAGUUUUAAGAUCUGACAGACACAUGCAUCUCUUGUGAAGUCUAUCUUUGUGUUACCAUCUCUGCACCAUUGGCAUGCCUACCUUUUUCUUCUCAGAAUUAACAUAUGAGAAAUCUGCAUUCUUUAUGCUCCCGUCACGCAAAUCUUUGUCCGAGUUACUCACAGAUAACGAGAUGCUCAUGUUCCUGUCCUCUGUUGUGCAGUUCGCGCCCAUGACAAGAGGAUAGCGUGUGACGAGGAGUUCUCAGACUCUGAGGACGAGGCUGAGGGUCAAGGGGGCGGACGGAGAAAUGCAGCCAGCUUCAAGAAAGCCAAGAGAACAAAGACUGAAGAAGACAAAGAGGGAGAAGAGAAGAAAGGGGAGGAGAAGAAAGCAGGUGAUGAAAAGAAAGCUGAUGAGAAGAAAGGUAUCAAUCAUUUCUUACAAUUUCUUUCUCGUUCGUGUUGAAUAGUCAUGCCUUUUUAUUUAAAGUGUGGUGCACAACUGCAGUCAUCUAACAUUUUGAAGCAUUAUAAACAUUUCAAGUUCUAUAUCAGACAUACCAUGUCCCAUUGGACAUUGAGGAUUAUUGUUUAUUUGUUGCUUCUUUGUUAUGAUAGAAGUCAAAGAAGAAAAGGUGCCAGAGGAGGAGAAAGUGGACACAACAAAGGGGUUAGCAAACAUUUCAAACAUCUAUUUUCUAAAUUUAGUGAAGGGAAUAUCUGAUGGUAAACAAUAAAGAUGUUUUAAAAAGGUAUUUUCCCUCUGUUCAUCCAACAGGCCAAAAGAGCAGUCCAAGACACCGUGA